GAAACGGGAAGCGCACAGGUUGCGUGCGUGUUCUUGAUUACUUUCUGGGGAGGGUGAGAGAGACGGAGCGCUACUGCGACUGAUCGAGAGUAUUUCAGAAACGCGUGGCAUUUACAACAGGAGGGGCGCACUGACAUAUCAGCCAUAAAUGGGGUGCUUCUUCUCCAAAAAAUCUCGGAGAAAAUCUCCUAAAAAAGACUCCGCUUUGCCCACUAGGGACGAGAGCGCUACGGGCAAUGACCUCCCCGAAACUAACAACUCUGCGCUGGGCAGCAACAGCAACCAGGAGGCUCCAAAGCAAUACAGCUGGGACAAACGAGAAAAGGUUGAUCCCAAAGACUUCAUGCUGACAGGCCUUAAGAAUGAGACUGUGGGUCGGUUGCCAGGCAAACUCAAUGGCCAGCAGUUUGUCAUUCAGGACUGUGAGAACUGUAACAUCUACGUAUUCGACCAUUCAGCGACCAUUACCAUUGACGAUUGUGUGAACUGCCGCAUUAUAUUGGGUCCGGUUAAAGGCAGUGUGUUCUUCAGAGACUGCAAAGAUAUCAAGUGUGUGGUGGCCUGCCAGCAGUUCCGCACCAGAGACUGCAAGAAAAUGGACGUCUUUUUGUGCUGCGCCACCCAGCCCAUCAUCGAGUCUUCUACGGGCAUGAAGUUUGGCUGCUUCCAGUAUUACUAUCCUGAGCUGGCUUUUCACUUUAAAGAUGCAGGCCUAAGCAUCUUUAACAACAACUGGAGCAAUAUUCAUGACUUCACACCUGUUUCUGGGGAGACCAAUUGGAGUCUCCUACCGGAAGAUGCUGUUGUCCAGGAGCAUGUGCCUCUACCAGAUCCAGAGUCAGAAUUCAAGUCUGUGAGAAUCUCCUCUGAAGCAAGUCGGAGCAUAGUGCCCAUGACGAAAGGAGGCCGGCGUAAAGAGAGUGAAGAGUCCUGCCUGUUUGUCUUCUUUUCUGGGGACUACACAACUGCUAAUGCCCGGAAGCUUAUUGAUGAGGUGACCAGCAAAGGUUUUGUCCUCAUUCAGACCAAAGAGAUUUCCAUGCGCCCUGAGGAUGUGAACCGAGUGUUCCAGAAUAAUGCAGAGAGCCUCACUGAGUGGAUCACCAAAGGUCCAGUGGUAGCCCUUGAGCUGAACGGAGAUGGUGUGGUGGAGGCAUGUCGAUCCAUUGUCAAUGAAGUGUUUAAUGGGACUAAGGUAUUUGUUUCUGAGAGCAAACAUACGUCAUCACGUGAUGUCGACAACUUUUUCAACUUUGCUGACAUGCAGAUGGGACUGUGAAAGGGGCGCAGAGGGGCACCUUACCUUAAUGUGGGUUUAUAUUUGUUUGGUUUUGUCAUUUUAGGGAAUUGGAUAUGACAUAACUUAAUAUGCGAAGCCACUGAUAUCUCAACAUUUUGAGGGGUUUAUAACCACUAUUUAUUCUUACCAGAUGAGUUUGAUCUGUGAUCUGACAAUUUGACAUUUUCAUGCCUAUGAAACCGACAUGUAGGCCCUGUUAAAAUGUGUUUUGGUCGAUCGGAUCA
Messenger RNA from Rhinichthys klamathensis goyatoka, 1524 nucleotides. It is a transcript of the gene rp2, whose product is annotated as RP2 activator of ARL3 GTPase. Gene Ontology annotation, cellular component: cilium; periciliary membrane compartment. NCBI's taxonomy places the organism in Eukaryota, Metazoa, Chordata, Actinopteri, Cypriniformes, Leuciscidae. Gene Ontology annotation, biological process: post-Golgi vesicle-mediated transport. The record is from RefSeq and is a predicted model, not a curated record. Gene Ontology annotation, molecular function: GTPase activator activity. Bases 149 to 1279 code for a protein of 376 amino acids. The transcript has 5 exons.